UUUCAGGUGAGCGACGUGCGAGGAUGCGGGUACCAUCUAGCGACGCUGCUGGGCCUGCUGCCGGCUCAGGUCAUCAACGUGUACCUGGGCUCCACCCUACGGUCCAUACACGAGGUGCUGGAUGACUCGCACGUCACCGGCUACAUCGUGUUCGCGUUUCAGAUACUGAUCGGCAUAACCCUCAUGGUGUGGGUGGUCCAAAAGGCCCGCAAAGAGCUGACGAUCGCCAUCAUGGCCGCCGAGUCGUUAUCCACGUCGUCGAGCUCCACGCUCAGCUAGCCCACGCCUCGCGCGUCCACCGACCUGGACAGCGUCUCCGAGGAACGAUCCAGCUAGGGUCUACUCGACGGGUGCUUCGGACCCGCCGACGCCCAAGACGAAACGUACGUGUGAAUUUAAGGGUCAAGACGACCCUGUGAUACUAAGUAUAAUCGCCAAUUUACCUCCAAGAGGAUAGCCGUAAGUCCUGUGAAAUAAGUGUAACGCUGUUGAUGUUCGAACAGUAGAUACGUUCUACGUACAACCGUUUUAGUGCAAUGUUUAUAUUAAACGCGCGAGUGAGACUGCAUGUUAGUAAAAAUACGACGAUCUCCGAAUCUUCGCCACUUUGGUGGCCAGUUUUCAAAGUCAUCUUCAUAUUUUUCAUUAAAUUUCAAACAUUUUUACGAUGGACGCCCUGGAACGGGUCCAAAAACGGAACGCAUUCCCGGGGAAACAAACAGAUUUACAGCUCGCACGAGACAAACAAGCUCGUACAUAAAGUACAGUCGACAUUAUGUCCUUCAAGAGAUCACCGAUAAACACAAUUUUUGGAUGAGAUCUAAACUCGGGAGUAUUCGUAAUACCGUAAGGCGUAGUAGCCAUGAUGAUAGAACGUGAAAACAUUUUGUGAAUUUUAAGUUCUUAUUUCGUUCUUCCACAACAACGGUAUGAAAUUAUGGUUGAAGAUAUGGGACUGAGUUUUACCUUAAUUUAAAUCAGACUAUUAGAGAGCGGGAGAGAUAGACGUUGCCGCAUUGGGAGAAAGGAAAGUACCUAUCAUGCGCUUCGUUCACAACGAUAUUCGUUCGUAUCAAAAUUUUUUCGAUUAUAAUCAAAGGUCAAUCAACUAUACACCUAAACUGGUUAGCGAAUAAUGUCAAUAAGAUCGAUUUUUCCUUUGUUUGACCUUUUUAUUUGGGUAAUGUCAAUGGUACUAUUAAUCUGUACCAGGGCCAGACGUCUGGCGCCUACUAAGCCUUCGAGUGACGCCAAUGCCUGCAUCUUCUUAGUCUAUCGACUCAAACAUGGAGCAACUAACUUAAAUUAAUUCCAAAGUAACGAAUUAACUAAUUGUUUAGUCGCUCAGACGGAGACGAAGCGACUUCUUUAUACUUUGUGGAGAUGAACCCAAGAUAAAUAAAUUCACGCGUCGUACACGGGACUCUCACCGCUGCCACUCCUGUGUAGCCAGGAUCUACAGCUUGACCGCCACAAAAACCCAACCAGUGAAGGUCAAGUUUGUCCCUCGCGUCAUAUACGCUUGACAAACGAUCAAGGACAAUUAGUGAUCUCUCACUUCAACGUAUACUUUUCCCUGCUCCGGGGGUAAGUAGUAGAACUCCUGGUAGGUAAAUGGCUGACAGCCCAGAAUUUUUCACGUUGUUUACAACAGCACCGGCUCGGCUAGACUCCGUUUGGCCAUUCACUAAUUGAGGAAGACGUGUGCCUAGGCGUUUAGGUUAAUAGGUUAUGAGAGAGACAACUUAUACCCAUUUAUGAAUAGUGUAUCAUUAAGUCGCAAAAUACAGAGCGCAUAAUGCGAGAUCUACUCAGAAAUGAAGUUCUUAGCGAACGCACAGGUUUGAAAUAAACCCGCAAUCAUAACAGCCAGACAACGUUAACACUAGUCCCAAAAGUAUGUGUUUACUUUGACGUAAUCGAGAUGUAAUGUUAGUUAGCAUUUUAGCAUCUAAGGCUGGGUUGCACCAUCUUACUUCGACUUUAACAAAAUGUCAAAAAUCUGUCAAACUCCAUACAAAAAACACCGGUUAUCGUUAUAGUUAUUGUUAAAGUUAGGUGGUGCAACUCAUUCUUCGUGGUCUAAUUACAGUUAGUCACAACAUCACUACACUGCCGUAUUAUACGAGAUAGAACACCGGUAUAUAAACAUUUAUGUUCCUAUCACUUUAUACAUAUUUGCGUCUCGCAAACGCAUCGUAGUCAUGUAAUAUCUCAAAGCUAUUACUAUGCAAGGCACGUAAAUGUUAAUGUAUUCUCAGCUACGUGUGUUCUCAAAUGAUAAGAGACAAACAUACUAAUAAUAACUAAGACAAAACGUCACAAAACGAAAUCUUAUGAUCUACCAAUCGCGAGCUAGUGUACUGUCAACGCCAUCUGUUGGGGCACGACAAGGCACUAAAUGAACACUCAAUUUUGUGUGGAAACUGAAACUGGGCGUUUAUCAAAGGUAAAAUAUCGUUUUCCUAAUAAUAAAGAUAACUGCGUUACAAAAAUGCAUUUAUAACGUUUUUUAAAUAAUGCUAUAUUAUCUGCAUUUUCCGAAGUUGUAGGUACUUACGCUGGUAUGUAAAAGAAUUGUUAUCCAUAUGAGAAAGCAAUGAAAUUAUAUGUGACCAUAAGUGUGUUUAACAAUCAGUCGGAGAUAACUACCUAGCAACACGCGAUUAAAACUGCAAUUAAAUUUUUAGUUGGGAAUUUCUCUAUAAUUUGAGACUUACAUAAUAUUUUAAUGGAUGUCGUUGGAACAGGCAAUUCUGCAAAUAAUCAUGAUCCUCAUUUUUAACCGACUUCAAAAGGAGGGGUUUUCAAUUCGGUUGUUAUUUUUAUAACACUUAUUGAUGAUUGCACCAAUUCAAAUGAAUUGUAAUAAACUGUCGUGAUAGUAAGCUAGUUGUGUAGACAAUUCACCUAAUAUUAUAAAUGUAUAAAAGGAGUAGAUUUUUCAGUAUGGUGUACAUGUAAAUAGCUAAAUAUUUUUAUGUGUUUCUGUGUAACUAAAUAAAAUUAGUAGAAUUAAUAAAAAUUGCCAAAUUAUGUCACAGUCGGUUCAGGAAAAAAUACAUUGUUUAUAUUGUUAUUUGGAGGAUUUUUUGUAAGACAUUGGUUAAAUUAAUAAUGCAGUCAACAAAGAAAUACUUUUGUGUUCAAUUAACUGUAUUAAUAAUAGUCACUGAGGUUUUUUAUAAUUUAUUCAUUAUUUAUUCAAACUCAUUAAACAUAAUAUACUCGUCAGAUUAUUUUGACUGUGGCACGCGAAUAGUUGUGAAGACAAAAUCGUAUAAAUUAUGUGUAAUAAAAACCUUAUAACCAACAGUAUUUGGCAUUUAUUCUUAUGAGAUCGAGACUAAAAUAAGUCAUGAAGACUUUCAUUAUAUUUUUACUACAUUACAUUAUGUACUAAAAUUUAAUAUUUUAUUGUAUGUGUGUAAAAUGUGUGUAAAUUAAGUAUUUUCCUUAUUGGUAAUAAUUACCUAACUAUACUUAUUUUUAUUCCUGCAAUUUUAUUUAUUUUUGAACCUUUUAAAUGGAUAGAGAGAUAGCAUUUAUUGUACAGUGAAUUACUAAAGUGAUAUUCGUAGUUAUUUGUACGUAGUGACAUUGGCUGAUUGUCUAUGACAGGUUGCGUAGUAGAUAGACAAAUGCGCCUAAAAGUAUUGCAACUAAACUUGUUUUAUCCAUAUUUUGCUUGAAAAGCAAGUUCAUAAUUAUGGAGUAAUAUACCUAUGUAUGUGCAAUAAGUAAUAGACUAUGAUAUUUUAUGACAAAAAUUUAUAAACUGUUGAUUUUCUAAAGUGAAAUGGUUCUUCCUUUGUAUCCUAAAGACUGAUUUUUCUUUGUUUAUGGUAUUUUGUUUGUAUUUUUCUUCCAUUGUCUGUCAGUACCCUUUUUAUCUGUUGUAAUGUUAGAUCUUUUUUCUGAGUUAACCAUAGAAAAAAUACAAAAUAGGGUGUAAGGCACUGGCUGGCGAGUCACUUUGCCGUUACUGACUUAAAACGUCCACGAAAGCAUAGAUAAAAAAAUAAACCUUUAUAUAUUUCCUUUGUUUUUGUUUAAACCUCAAACUCAUAUUAGAACUUUUUAGAGUAAAAUAUUUUUUAUUAAAUUACAAUAACUUCAAAAAUGGUUUCUAGCCAGUCCCUUGCACCCAGCAGCGAAUGCUCAACUUGAGUCAUAAAGUAAUCCCUGCAGAU
Ostrinia furnacalis (Asian corn borer) is the source of this 4193-nucleotide messenger RNA. Its product is annotated as protein maelstrom. The record is from RefSeq and is a predicted model, not a curated record. The annotation marks the transcript as partial. Gene Ontology annotation, biological process: regulation of cytosolic calcium ion concentration. The transcript is spliced from 2 exons. Gene Ontology annotation, cellular component: endoplasmic reticulum. Lineage: Eukaryota; Metazoa; Arthropoda; Insecta; Lepidoptera; Crambidae.